AUGGCUGAGGUACUCGAUAUUACGGCGGACGCUCCGGUGUCCGCUGACGACGGCACUUCUCCCACGCCACCUGAUGCGCCCUUGAAGGGUAAGAGUCGCCAGCGAAUUCUCCGUGGCAUACAGCGCAUUUCUUCUUCGCCGUCCCUUCCUGGACUCGGACGAUCUCGAUCCGUCAGCAACCCCUAUAGCAUUCGAUAUGGGUCCAUGUCUUGUGUCAGUCUAUCUACGGCCGGGGCAUCACAGGCGGCCCCUAGUGCUAGAUCUGCCACGCCGCAGCUCUCUGCUCUGAAUGUGGGAGUCACAUCACAUCCAGGAUCCCAAACCAAGGUCUUCAUAUUCGAGGAGGAAAAUGAUGAUGUCGAGGAGUUCCCGGCCAUUCGCAAGGCCAAUCAUGGAAUUUCCAUAACCUCACACGCUAUAUCCUCCCUACCCUCCGAAGUCAGAGGACGGACCAAGCCCGUGGAAAAGAGAGCUUUCAACUUUUGGGCUGGCAUACCCCACGAAGUCCGAAUCCACAUCUUUUCAUAUUUCCGACCCAAGGAAUUGGUACGGAUAUCUAGAGUCAGCAAAUCCUUCUACGGGUUUUGCUUUGACGGUCAGCUAUGGACAUCGAUUGAUGCCUCGGAAUUUUACCAGGAAAUUCCUGCUGCGUCACUGGCACGCAUCAUUGCCGCUGCUGGCCCCUUUGUCAAAGACUUGAACUUGAGAGGAUGUGUUCAGGUGGAGCACUACAAGCGAACCGAAGUCAUUGUCAAGUCGUGCAAGAAUCUUAUGAAUGCGACUCUCGAAGGCUGUCGGAAUUUCCAAAAGCACACUCUCCACAAUCUUCUAAGGAGCAAUGAAAAGCUAGUUCACCUGAAUUUGACGGGACUGGCGGCGGUGACAAACACGUCCUGCAAAAUCAUUGCAGAGUCGUGUCCUCAAUUGGAGAGCUUCAAUGUUUCAUGGUGUCAGAAGGUAGAGGCUCGUGGGAUCAAGACAAUCAUCGACGCAUGUACAAAAUUAAGGGACCUCCGUGCUGGCGAAGUGAAAGGGUUUGAUUGUCUCGCCACGGCAGAGUCAAUUUUCAACACAAAUCGACUAGAGAGGCUUGUUCUUAGCGGAUGCGCCGAGCUCAAUGAUGAGGCGUUGAAGAUUAUGAUGCAAGGGGUUGAUCCUGAAAUCGACAUCCUCACAGGCCACCCCGUGGUUCCUCCUCGGCGGCUUCGCCACUUAGAUCUGAGCCGCUGUAUCAGACUAACAAGCGCAGGUGUCAAGGCGAUUGGCCAUGUGGUGCCAGAUCUGGAAGGCUUGCAGCUUUCAGGAUGCAAGACAUUGACUGAUGCUGCGCUUGAGCCUAUCCUUGGCUCAACACCGAGGCUCACUCAUCUCGAACUGGAAGAUCUCGACGAGAUAACCAACUCUCUUCUCUCCGAGCAUCUUGCCAAGGCGCCUUGCGCUGGCAACUUGGAGCAUCUCUCUCUGAGCUACUGCGAAAAUAUUGGAGACUUGGGAAUGCUUCCGGUCAUGCAGAAGUGCGUACGGCUGAAGAGUGCCGACCUCGACAAUACGAGGAUCAGCGAUUUAGUUCUCGCCGAAGCCGCCUCGAUGGUUAUUAAGCGUUCCAAACCAGCCUCAGUAGGCGAGGUCCGUCCCAAAAUUACGCUACGUUUGGCAGUAUACGAUUGCCAAAAUGUUACCUGGACAGGCAUUCGAGAGAUCCUGUUUAGAAAUUCCCAGGUUCGACCAGCUACGGGACAGCCUGGCGGAAUCACCUACCCAACUGAGGCUAUUGGGCUGAAAUGCUUCUACGGCUUCCAGAUGACGGUCGAUGAGCACCAAAAGAGAGUUCUCCGGGGCGACCUUGUCGCUGCCGGUAGGCUGGAGAGGAAGUGGGCAGAUUACAUGCAGGCAAACGAAGAGGCCGGUGCGGGAGGAGCUGGAUAUCGGAGGCGCCGACGUCGAGCAAGGCAUGCCCAAGCUCUUCAUGCGGAUGAAGAGGAUGGAGGAAUUGUUGGCCGCCGCAGAGCAAGGACACUGGGAUCUUGCUCUGUAAUGUGA
Trichoderma harzianum CBS 226.95 is the source of this 2040-nucleotide messenger RNA. RefSeq lists its product as hypothetical. The record is from RefSeq and is a predicted model, not a curated record. The transcript has a single exon. Gene Ontology annotation, cellular component: SCF ubiquitin ligase complex. Lineage: Eukaryota; Fungi; Ascomycota; Sordariomycetes; Hypocreales; Hypocreaceae. Bases 1 to 2040 code for a protein of 679 amino acids. Gene Ontology annotation, biological process: SCF-dependent proteasomal ubiquitin-dependent protein catabolic process. Gene Ontology annotation, molecular function: protein binding.